Molecule: messenger RNA, 818 nt
Organism: Saccostrea echinata
Lineage: Eukaryota; Metazoa; Mollusca; Bivalvia; Ostreida; Ostreidae
Exons: 2
Coding region: 1-552 (183 amino acids)
Source: RefSeq, a predicted model, not a curated record
AUGGAACCAUGGGAACCGAGCUGUGUCUAUUGCUCUCCAGUGACAGGAGAUCUGCUAGUUGGAACAGUGAGACACAAUAAAUACACAGGCAAGAUAACUCGAUACAACAGUACAGGACAACAUGUCAAGACCAUCCAACAAUAUCUUCAAGGUCACGAACUAUAUAACCGUCCCAUCUUUGUCACAGAAAAUCGUAAUGGAGAUGUUGUUGUGACUGACUUGACCAAAAGUGCCGUAGUGGUGACAGACCACGGAGGAAGACAUCGCUUCUCCUACACAGGGUCUGCCUCAGAGAUUCCAUUUACUCCAUUUGCACUUUGCACAGAUGCAUUUUCGCACAUUCUAGUGUACGAUAAUUAUGCAGAUGCCGUGCAGAUGAUUGACAAAGACGGCCACUUCUUGUCAGUUCUACUUUCUACAAAGGAACUUGGGAUAAAUUUAGCGCAGUGUCUGAGCUAUGAUAAUAGAACUCACCAUCUCUGGGUUGGAUCAAGCAAUGAUACAUUGUCUGUUUUUAGAUAUAUAAAUAGAGUGGACAUUAGAACUGAUUGAGCACUUUUUCCCUUCAUUGAAAUCAGUCCAGAGUGAACGGUUCGGAUCUUCCUGCAGCCAGAUAAAACCUUUCUGGAAGAUUUGCAUGGACUCCGAAUUUAUCAUUGUUCGAAUUUUAAUCAUCUAAUCUAUUUCAAUGAUUUUUAGGAUAACAACAUACAUGUAUGUUUAUGCAGGAAUGACACUUAUCAUCGGAUCAUUAACCUCUUAUGGAAAAACUUGAAUUUUAAUGUACAGUAAAUUGAAAAAAAAUAAAGUUAUUUUUG